Messenger RNA from Nothobranchius furzeri (turquoise killifish), 2292 nucleotides. RefSeq names its product retinal Mueller cells isomerohydrolase. Gene Ontology annotation, molecular function: beta-carotene 15,15'-dioxygenase activity; all-trans-retinyl-ester hydrolase, 11-cis retinol forming activity; retinol isomerase activity. Gene Ontology annotation, biological process: zeaxanthin biosynthetic process; retinal metabolic process. Lineage: Eukaryota; Metazoa; Chordata; Actinopteri; Cyprinodontiformes; Nothobranchiidae. The record is from RefSeq and is a predicted model, not a curated record.
GGAGAAGGCGACGGUGGAGGAGGGGGCCGGGAUCUGAUCCCUUGCAUAUUUGUGUGGUUCAAGCUCAAGUUGGUUUCUUUGCUUUCAGACGGAACGCAGCAUGGUCAGCCGUGUUGAGCAUCCCGCUGCAGGAUACAGGAAGAUCUUUGACACCGUGGAGGAGCUGAACGAGCCGAUACCGGCAGAAAUCAGUGGUGUUCUCCCGCCAUGGCUGCAGGGAAGCCUUCUCAGGAUGGGUCCGGGUCUUUUUGAGGUGGGAGACGAACCUUUCCAUCACCUGUUUGACGGACAGGCCAUCAUUCACAAGUUUGACCUGAAGGACGGCCAGGUGACCUACCACAGGAAGUUCAUCAGGACGGAUGCGUACAUUCGCGCCAUGACAGAAAAUAGAGUCGUCAUCACCGAGUUUGGUACGGCAGCCUACCCAGAUCCCUGCAAAAACAUCUUCUCCAGGUUCUUCACCUACUUCAAAGGCAUCGAGGUGACUGAUAACUGCAUGGUAAACAUUUAUCCAAUCGGUGAAGAUUUCUACGCCGUCACAGAAACCAACUACAUCACCAAGGUUGAUCCAGACUCUCUGGAAACCGUGAAGAAGGUGGACCUGUGUAAGUACGUCUCUGUGAACGGGGUCACCGCCCACCCCCACACGGAAGCAGAUGGCACCAUCUACAACAUCGGCAACUGCUUUGGGAAGAACAUGAGUCUGGCUUACAACAUCGUCAAGAUCCCACCUGCGCAGAAAGAUGAAUCCGACCCCGUAGAGAAAUCCCAAGUUGUGCUCCAGCUGCCCAGCAGUGAGAGGCUAAAGCCCUCCUACGUCCACAGUUUCGGGAUGACCAGCAACUAUUUUGUGUUUGUGGAGCAGCCGGUGAAGAUCAACCUGCUCAAGUUCUUGUCCGCUUGGAGCGUCAGAGGAACCACGUACAUGGACUGUUUUGAGUCAAAUGAAAGCAUGGGGACAUGGUUCCAUCUGGCCACUAAGAACCCAGCAGAUUACCUGAAGAACCACAAGUUCAGAACUUCAGCCUUUAACGUCUUUCAUCAUAUCAACACCUAUGAAGAAGAAGGGUUCGUUGUGGUGGACCUCUGCACGUGGAAAGGACACGACUUUGUGUAUAACUACCUGUACCUGGCCAACCUGAGAGAGGAGUGGAAGGAGGUGAAGAGAGCAGCGGUGAAAGCUCCUCAGCCUGAGGUCAGACGAUACGUCCUGCCGCUGGACAUCCACAGGGAAGAGCGGGGGAAGAACCUGGUGUCUCUGUCCUACACGACAGCAACCGCUGUUCUUCACAGCGAUGGGACCAUCUGGCUGGAACCCGAAGUGCUGUUUUCUGGACCAAGACAAGCGUUUGAAUUUCCACAGAUCAACUACUCUCAGUGUAGCGGUAAGAAGUACUCCUUCGCCUACGGCCUAGGACUGAACCACUUCAUCCCUGACCGGAUUGUUAAACUGAACGUGCAGACCAAAGAAACCCGGGCGUGGCAGGAGGACGACUGUUACCCAUCAGAACCGCUCUUCGUUCCAACGCCAGGAGCCACAAAGGAGGAUGAUGCUCCUGCUCAUCCUGUCCCAUCCCCACAGGCGUGCUGCUGAGCAUUGUAGUGAAACCCGGAGCAGAGAGGCCCGGGUUCCUGCUGGUUCUAGACGCCGUGGAGCUGAAGGAGCUGGCCAGGGCAGAGGUCAACACCAUCAUCCCCGUCACGUUACACGGGAUGUUCAGACCAAAACCUUCAUCCUGAAGCCGUCAUGUUCUUAUGCACUUGGGUUGAAUCUCCACCGCAAAUAGCUUCAGCAUGAUAAUAACUUUAGAAGUGUGUGUGUGUGUUUUAAUGCAUUAAUUGUGUACAUAGCAUGGGGCGAAGGUGGCACAGGAGUUAAGUGCUCGCCUCCGUAAUCGGAAGGUUGCAGGUUCGAGCCCCGCUCAGCCUGUCGCUGUCGUUGUGUCCUUGGGCAAGACACUUAACCCACGUUGCCUGCUGGUGGUGGUCGGAGGGACCGGUGGUGCCUGUGCCCAGCAGCCUCGCCUCUGUCAGCGCGCCCCAGGGCAGCUGUGGCUACAUCGUAGCUCAUCCCCACCAGUGUGUGAAUGGGUGGAUGACUGAUUGUGUUGUAAAGCGCCUUGGGGGGUUCCAGGACUCUAGAAGGCGCUAUAUCAAAUACAGGCCAUUUACCAUUUAUCUAAACACAGGUGAGAGGAAACAGUGCAUGUAUUCAUGUGUAUAUGAAUGUUUUCCUUUUCCAAUCAUAAUGCAAACAUUUAAGCAAGGCUGUGAUAAAUGUGCUUCACCUUG